Babesia sp. Xinjiang is the source of this 2097-nucleotide messenger RNA. RefSeq lists its product as uncharacterized. Gene Ontology annotation, biological process: regulation of DNA-templated transcription. NCBI's taxonomy places the organism in Eukaryota, Apicomplexa, Aconoidasida, Piroplasmida, Babesiidae. The transcript has a single exon. The record is from RefSeq and is a predicted model, not a curated record. Bases 1 to 2097 code for a protein of 698 amino acids. Gene Ontology annotation, molecular function: DNA-binding transcription factor activity.
AUGCUUUGUGCCAGGAUCAGUAACAGGGAAAGCGGCAUUGAGCAACGCAAUGGCUGCCCUGCUCGGCUCAAACGUUUACCGGAGUUACAUGAGUUGUGUUACACUCAUGCUCUGGGCAACAGUUCUAGUCCAAUUAGGUCGUUUGGUAGAAUUGGUCGCAAGGUGAAUUCUUCCAAGAACAAACGAAAAGGAAAGGAACAAAAACGAUCUAAGAAGACCCCAAAGGAACCGUUGUCACCUGCCAGUUCAUCACAAACACUCAGCAGUGACGACGAGAUUGUGCCAAUGGAGUUGUUAGUGGAGUAUGCGCAGUAUCACGACAGGGUUUCUGCACAACACCAGAAACAUUUGGAAGUUCAGAAUCAACUGCAGCAGAUGCACGCACAAUACGCUCAAUACCAAGCCUUCCUAACAGCCUUCCACUUGCCACAGCUCAUUGAUAUGGAUGCUCGAGAUGAACUACAACAAUUGAUCCAGACCUCUCCCACUAUUGUCGGAAAUUCUCCUACCCAUCUAGUUUCACCCACGAAUUGUUUCUACACCGGAAAUGGAACCCUUUGCCUCCACGAAGCCCCAAGAGAACUGCCUUAUGCCUUCCUGUCCCACGGAGCAACCGCGCCAUGCUCCCCUCAUCACAACUCUCCAGCUAUGAGUGCCCAGACGACUCCUAACAACAACGAAACCCGCUGCGUCAUGCCAACAUACGAAGUUAUACCGGAAACAUACUGUAACGCUGUAAUCGAGACUCAGGAUGGUGUCGAAGUGGUUGCUAAGCCGGUUGUAUCCCUCUGCUCCAUGGCUAGUGUCAGCACAGUUGACUUGAUGCCUGAAGAAGCAUACCGAAGCUUUACUAGGUGUUUGUCAUUGGAAGACGCGGAAAACAACUACAACACGUUACGCAAGCGUACUCUUUCUGUUGACGAGCCUAUCGAUCCUGUCGUAAUCCCGCAAAUUGAUGUUAAGAGGCACAGACUUGUUGAACCAGUCGGCCUCGAAGUCCUACCUGAAAAUUUCUGUAUCAAUCCAGUCCAGCAAUCCUGUUACAACAAUGGCGCAAUAAUCCCUUCCACAACGAAUGAAUAUCCCGUGACGUAUCAUUUUGUACCACCUUACAUGGCAGUACAUGAAGGUACCUACCAGUAUCCCUAUUAUCCUACUUUUCCCCAAGAGCCCAUAAUCAAUGGUCAAAUUAACCAUGACUAUUAUCGACGUGAUUUUUAUUCCAAGGUGUAUGAGCAAGGUUAUGAACAUUUGUUUGCUGACCCAGGUUGCAUGUGGAAUCCAGACAACCUCGGUUGCAUACCUGUGUUCCCUGCUCCCGCUGGUUUUAUCUCCUGUGCCACUGACGGCGGUGAAAACCAUGCUCAGCAGCCGACGCAUAUGGGAAGCAUUGCGACUCCAGAUAUGUUAAGUGCCUCUUCUCCUGACUUCCAAGAUCAAUCUAGUGACAGUGUCGAAUUGAGUUAUUCAGAGGAUAGCGACGAAGAUGAACACUAUGUCCAUCCAUAUACGCGCAACGGGCAAUAUCACCGUAAGUACAAGGAGUUUAGGGAGCUGAGAAGGAAAAGCAGUGAUCGAGGCAAGGUAAGGGCAACACGAUCUGACAGCGAAAGGAGUUUGAGUGACUCUUUUCGUUCAAGCCUGAGCCGGGAGGAGCGUGUUAUGGAGUUGAGUAGGGAGCACCGUGAGAUGGCUGAGUCAUUGAAGGCUCUUGAGGUUGGGGGGCUAAUGGUAAUCAACAAGCGCAGGAGUCACAAGGAAGCUCAUAUGGAAAUUCGCAAAGCCACCAAAUGCUACGAUUAUCUAUUGGAUAUCCCUCUAACUGCAGAGCCUGAUCCUGAAUUGGGUGAACAGCAGUACAAGUGUCUGGUUCCUGGAGUAUACUGGGACAAACGAUCCUGGAUUGCAUCUUGGUAUGACCAAGGUAACCGUUGCUACAGCAGUUUUUCGGCUAAAAUGCACGGUUUUUACAAGGCGAAAUAUUUUGCCAUCCAUGUGCGGAUGUUCAAGACCAACAACCUCAAAACACUUGACGAGGCUGCUGUUGAACUGGACCGUCUGCAUUUAAUGAAGUGUUAUGGAAACAUUGAAUGUUAG